Symbiodinium sp. CCMP2592 is the source of this 1170-nucleotide messenger RNA. NCBI's taxonomy places the organism in Eukaryota, Dinophyceae, Suessiales, Symbiodiniaceae. The record is from the annotation of a GenBank genome assembly.
AUGGUCGGCAAGAAGGGCGGCAAAGGUGCAGAGCCUUCAAGUGGAAGUACCAAGGAGCAGUUCUGGAGCAGCUUGAGCGCCGAGGAUGCCAAGCUUGCCAAGGCCUGGGAUUGUGGCGAUCUCGAUAAUCUCCAGAGGAUCAAGGCCAAGAAGGAGGCCGAUGAGAAGAAGGCGAGGGAUCAGCAGUACUACACCAUGAAGCAGAAUGAGAGGAAGCAGCAGUGGGAGAAGGAGGAAGCCAAGAAGCAGCGCGACAAAGCCCGAGAGGAGAGCAAAUGGCUCUCAGACUUGGAAAAGACCAAACAGCGGGCAUUGCGGGAACGAGUUGUGGAGGCUUGGUAUGAUGAGUCCCAAGGAAAGAGCUAUGCAGAGAUUGUCCCCGGCACGUGGAAGGAGGUGCAGGGUGAAUUUUACUGCACGCUCUGCGACAAAUGCCCGAACGGCUGCAACCUCGAGUCGCACCUCAACAGUGAGGCCCACAAGAAGAAGCUGGCUUGGGCCAUGGGUGCGACCUAUGCACUUGUGGCCACCCCGGCGUCUGCGGCGACGCCGAUGCCACAGGCGCUUCUCCCGCUCCCUCCGCCGGUGAUGCCGGAAGAUCUUCCAGCCUGGCAGCAGAUGGGGCCAGAUGGCCUGAUCCGCUGCAUCCCGUGUGGGAAGGUGGUGGACGACAACCACCUCAUGACAGGCGACCACGGCCGACGCUUGGCUGCCUUCUUGGAGCAGGAGAAGCUGAAGCAGAGCGGAUACGCACCUCCGGAGCUUGAAUACCUGGCCUGGGUACCAUGCGACGAGAACGAUCCCAACAGCGAGCGAUGGAUGAAGUGCCUGCUGUGCAGCAAGUGGGUGCAAGAUGAUGUUGCACACAGUGGCAUCCCGGCCCAUCCAGCUGGUUCCAAAGAGCACCAGAAGAACCUCAGGAACUACGAGUGGUACCGCCCUACUGUCCUCCAGCAGCGGCAGAAGUACCAUCCUGUCGGAGGCGACCCCAGGGCAGCGGCAAAGGCGCCAGCGAAAGCUCCGCCGCCUCCGCCGCCCAAACAUCCAACUCCAAGACCGCAGGCUACCAUGGCUCCCUGGGCGCCACCUCAGACAAAGGCUCCUCCUGCUAAGCAGCCCCCACCACCGAAGCCGGUGGAGGAUGAAGAGGAGGAAGUGGAAGAGUGUUAG